Dama dama (fallow deer) is the source of this 951-nucleotide messenger RNA. Its product is annotated as apolipoprotein F-like. The coding region runs from base 1 to 951 and encodes 316 amino acids. The transcript has a single exon. Lineage: Eukaryota; Metazoa; Chordata; Mammalia; Artiodactyla; Cervidae. The record is from RefSeq and is a predicted model, not a curated record. Gene Ontology annotation, biological process: cholesterol metabolic process.
AUGAACCUGCAUGGUCUCAGACUCAUCGUGUUACCAGUUGAGCUACUUCUUUGCUGCUUCCUGCUGCACACUGCAGACGCCAUUUCAUCUGGAAACCACACGGAUGUCUUACUACAUCUUCCUUCACCCUUGGAAUCCUCGCUAACUUCCUCAUACCCCUUGUCUUGCCAGACCCUUCUUCCCAAAUCCCUCCCUGGCUUCACUCAAAUGGCCCCUCUCACCAGGUUCCUGGUGAGCCUGCCACUGAUGAUCGCCCUGGAGAAAGCUGGUUGUCAAGCUGAUGUACAGGUCCUGCAGCUUCAGCUGUACCGCCAAGGGGGUGUAAACGCUACACAGACCCUCAUCAGACAUCUGCAAGAGCUGGAGAGAAACAGAAGCAGAGGGAGGGGAGUGUCAGUAGAUGCUCUGACCUCUGCUCUGCAGCUGUGGGCUGGAGUGAACCCAGGCCCACGGAGAGCCCGACGGUCGCCCUCCGCCAAAGACUGUGAGCAGGAGCAGGAGCAGAGUGUGCACAACAUAGCCCAGAUGUUGCCGGGAGUGGGAACCUUCUACAACCUGGGCACAGCAGUGUAUUAUGCCGUUCAGAACUGCCCGGACGUGGCCAAGGAACGAGGCCGAGACGGGGUCAUAGAUCUGGGAUAUGACCUUCUGAUGGCCAUGGCUGGAGCGUCACAGGGACCCACAGGGCUAGCGAUCGGCAUUGCACUUAAACCUGCACUGAAGGCUGGGGUUCAGCGGUUGAUCCAGUAUUACUAUGAGAGAGAGGCAAACACCCCUCCACCAGAGACCAGCGAGGAGGUCUUGGGGAGCACCUCAGAUAUGAGUGAAGUGGAAGAAACAACUGUCAUGGCCCCUUUCGUGUCAGAAGUAGUAAGUUCAAAUCCAUGCUGGGGGUGGACCUUAUUCAACAACUGUGGCUUAGAUCCUAGGUAUUGGAAUAUUAGGAUAUAA